This is a messenger RNA of Sceloporus undulatus (fence lizard), 4119 nucleotides long. It is a transcript of the gene STRIP2, whose product is annotated as striatin interacting protein 2. The transcript has 21 exons. The coding region runs from base 79 to 2523 and encodes 814 amino acids. The record is from RefSeq and is a predicted model, not a curated record. Gene Ontology annotation, cellular component: cytosol. Lineage: Eukaryota; Metazoa; Chordata; Lepidosauria; Squamata; Phrynosomatidae. Gene Ontology annotation, biological process: cytoskeleton organization.
UGCUGCUUCUGCUGCUGCUGCUCCUUUGCUGCCUUGGCUCUGGCUCUUCUCUGGGAGCCUUUGCGGAGACCGAGAGCGAUGGAGGAGCCCCCGGGGAAAGGCAGGCAGCCGCAGGCGACCAAGGGCAGGGAGCAGCUCCUCUUCCGCAGCCAGAGGAAGGACUCCGAGGGUUCAGUGGACUGUCCCAACCUGGAAUUCGAAUAUGGAGACACUGACAGCUAUGCUGCUGAACUCUCAGAACUGUACAGCUACACUGAAGAACCGGAGUUUGCCCUCAACCGGAAGUGCUUUGAGGAAGAUUUCCAAACACAAGUGAAAGACAAGCGAUGGUCCGAACUGGACUUGUCGCGUCAGAAGACCUACGUGAUGUGCCUACUGGACGGACUGGAGGUGGUCAGCAGGGAGAAGAGGCUGAGGGUUGCCCGGGCCAUUCUCUAUUUGGCUCAAGGGGUCUUUGGGGAAUGUGACACGGAAGCAGAAGUCCUGGACUGGACCCGGCACAACAAUUUUCUGUUGUACCAGAUGGGAACGUUUACGGCGUUUCUGGAGCUGCUGAACAUGGAAAUCGCCAACAGUCAGGCCUGCAGCAGCGCCUUGAGGAAGCCGGCCAUCUCUCUGGCCGAUAGCACCGAACUCAGGGUGAUCCUGAGCGUCAUGUACCUGAUGGUGGAAACCAUCCGCGUGGAAAUGGAGACGGACCCACCGAAGUGGAAAGCCUCCCGGGAGACCUUCAAGACUGAGCUUAGUUCUCCUGUACACAGCGAGGAGCCUUUUGCCCUCCUUCUUUUCACGAUGGUGACCAAGUUCUGCAGUGGCCAUGCUCCACAUUUCCCCAUGAAGAAAGUCCUGCUCUUGCUCUGGAAGGUGCUUGUGUUCACCUUGGGGGGCUUUGAGGCCUUGCAGACCCUGAAGGUGAAGAAGCGCCAAGAGCUGGGCCUCCCUCCACUGCCAGAAGACAGCAUCCAGGUGGUGCGCAGCAUGCGGGCUGCCUCUCCGCCAGCCUACUCCAUUGAGCUGGUGGAACAGCAGCAUCAGCCACAGCCAAAGCGGGGACAUCGGAGCAGGAGGCCUCUGAUGAAGCAGGACAGCUUGGAUCUGUACAACGAGAGGGACCCCUUCAAGAGCGAUGAAGCUGGGAUGGACGAGGAGGAUGCAGAGGACCUCGACAACAGCAUUGAAGGUGAACUGGACCUUCUGGAGCGGGAGCCGGUUGUUCCGGCUGUAGCGAUUCCACGCCCACCUGUCGAGAGGGUCUCCUUCCCAAAGGGGCUUCCUUGGGCUCCCAAAGUCAGACAGAAAGACAUUGAACAUUUUCUGGAGGCGAGCCGGAACAAAUUCAUCGGCUUCACGCUUGGGCAGGACACGGAUACCUUAGUGGGUUUGCCGCGGCCUAUCCAUGAAAGCGUGAAGACGUUGAAACAGCACAAAUACGUCUCGAUUUCUGAAGUGCAGAUCAAGAAUGAAGAGGAGAUGGAGAAAUGUCCCAUGUCGAUGGGCGAAGAAGAUGUGCAGGAGACAGCAUGUGAAAUACUCUAUCGGGUGAUGCUCUACAACUUGCCACAGUACAUGAUAGCCUUGCUGAAGAUCCUACUAGCCGCAGCUCCGACUUCCAAAGCUAAGACAGAUUCGAUUAACAUCCUGGCAGACGUGUUGCCCGAAGAGAUGCCCAUCACAGUCCUUCAGAGCAUGAAGCUGGGGGUUGAUGUGAACAGGCACAAAGAGAUCAUCGUCAAAGCCAUCUCCGCGUUGCUGCUCCUGCUCCUGAAACACUUCAAGUUGAACCACAUUUAUCAGUUUGAAUAUGUCUCCCAGCAUUUGGUCUUUGCCAAUUGCAUCCCACUGAUUCUGAAGUUCUUCAACCAGAAUAUCAUGUCUUACAUCACUGCCAAAAAUAGCAUAUCUGUCCUGGAUUAUCCUUUCUGUACUGUCCAUGACCUGCCAGAACUCAACGCUGAAAGCUUGGAAACUGGGGAAAACAACCAGUUCUGUUGGAGGAACCUUUUCUCCUGUAUCAACCUGCUGAGGAUCCUCAACAAACUGACCAAGUGGAAACAUUCCAGGACAAUGAUGUUGGUGGUCUUCAAGUCUGCUCCGAUUCUGAAACGGGCUCUGAAAGUGAAGCAAGCCAUGCUGCAGCUCUAUGUCCUGAAGCUGCUCAAGAUCCAGACCAAGUACCUUGGGCGCCAGUGGAGGAAGAGCAACAUGAAAACCAUGUCCGCCAUCUACCAGAAAGUGCGCCACCGCAUGAAUGACGAUUGGGCUUAUGGGAACGAUAUAGACGCCCGGCCUUGGGACUUCCAAGCCGAAGAAUGCACUUUGCGAGCCAACAUUGAGGCUUUUAACAGCCGAAGGUAUGAUAAACCCCAGGACUCUGAAUUUGCUCCAGUGGACAACUGUUUGCAGAGUGUCCUGGGGCAACAGCUGGAACUUCCUGAAGAUUUCCAUUACUCCUACGAACUGUGGCUGGAGAGAGAAGUCUUCUCUCAGCCGAUCCGCUGGGAAGAACUGUUGCACUAUCAGUGAUAGCAGGCUAGGAAGCUUGUGCUGAACCAAAUGCCAUCUUAGGUCUUUCCAGAAAAUUGGUGCUGAAUCUUGGGGGGUGGGGGAGGGAGAUCCUUCCAUGUUUGCAAGCCCUUAGGUCUGGCAGGAAACCUUUUACAAUAAGUUGAAAUGUUAGGCAACCUAAAUGCAAUGCCCCCAUCCUUCCUAUCCCUUGGUACACCUCACUUCUGUCUACUGCAAAUCAGUAGCUCUCAGUAGUAGCAGAGAAUCUUAUGCUGAGUUAUUUUAUGCUGUCCUGUCUUGAACAGUAUAUUUUUAAAAUCCUUACAUUUCCUUCCAUGAUUGCUUUCGGUGUCAGGGUCAUUGCAUAUGCCAUGUUUCCCAAGACGUGGUUCACAACUCAGUAUUUGGAUGCUGAGCAAAUGAGCACUUUUGCAAACCUAUAGCACACCAUGUCUAGCUUGCUUCUCAUGAAAUCAAGCUCCAUGGUUCCUAGAAAUUGGUUUAAAUGUGCCAGAGAGGACCUUGUAGGUUAUCUAGGCAUGAAAAUUGUACUAUGGGAGUGGUUCUUCAAAGAGAGAAGAAAUACUUGCAAAUUUAGUUUGGGGAUCUGUGUGUGUGUGUGUGUGUGUGUAAAAGAGAGAAAGAGAGAGUAUGCAUGCAGUGUGAACAAUUUUAUGCAAUUUUCCAUUCAAUGAUUCCUUGUUUUCCACUUUUACAUGUUGGAAAAAUUACUUGUUCAAAUCUUAAUGAGAUUUUUGUAAAUCACAAAAUCUGCCUCCAAGUGGUGAUACAUGGGAUUGUCCCUGGACUGUUGCUUGGUGUUUUGUGCAUACCACAAGCACAGGCUAUAUAGCGGCCAGUGGAGAAAUAUUUGUGACCGAAAGUGCAUCUACGCAGUGGAUAAUAAUGCAGCUUGACCCCACUUUAAACUGCCAUCGCUCCAUCCUACAGAAUCCUAGGGUUUCUAGUAUUGUGAAGCACCAACACUCUUUGCCAGAGAAGGCUAAAGACCUUGUAAGACCUCAACUCCCAGGAUUCCAUAGUAUGGAGUAUAAAGUAGUGUCAGAUUGCAUUAUUUCUACAGUGUAGAUGCACCCAGAGAUAGGGCCAAACUCAAUUCUUGUCCAGUGGCCCAAGGUAGCUAAAGCCAGUUGCUAGCCUAAACUGGUUAACUGGAAAUCUAUAGAGUGUGUGUGUGUGAGAGAGAGAGACAUUUUUACUGGCACAAUGUGAAACACUGCAAGGCCUUCUGUAUAAAAUGCAAAUGACAGGAUUUUAAUUCUUCCUCUUCCACCCCACCAGUAUGAAAAUUUGUUGUUUUUAAAAACUGGAUUUUCUUUCCCUGCCCCUUCCAUGCUACCUCUUAAAAGCACAAAAGGACUUCCGCAUAUUAUGCCAACGUCUGAAAAAACAUACAUUUUUAUAUAAAAGGUUAGUUCAUAUAUCUAGCUCCCUGCCAGCUGUGUGGACGUUACAGGCCAAAAACUGUUCCAUGGUUCACUGGUGUAACUGGGAGCCAGAUAUGCAUGCUGUCAGCUCCAAUAAAACAACUGCACACAGAAAUUAUCUUGUUAUCUUUAAGUUGCUAAUGUGAGACCGGGGCCUUUUUGCUGA